CGAGUGCUGCUUUGGGGUGGACAGCGGUCAGGUUGCCGCUUCCAGCUCGGUGCCACGCCCCGGCCGGUGCUGCGGGAUCCUCAGCCAUGCUGUUCUGGCACACGCAGCCCGAACACUACAACCAGCACAACUCUGGCAGCUACUUGCGUGAUGUGCUGGCUCUGCCCAUCUUCAAACAGGAGGAGCCCCAGCUGUCUCCUGAGAACGGGGCCCGCCUGCCGCCCCUACAGUAUGUGCUGUGUGCCGCCACCUCUCCAGCGGUGAAGCUACAUGAAGAGACCCUGACAUACCUCAAUCAAGGUCAGUCAUAUGAAAUCCGACUGCUGGAGAAUCGGAAGCUAGGGGACUUCCAAGAUCUGAACACGAAAUACGUGAAGAGCAUCAUCCGUGUAGUUUUCCACGACCGCCGGCUGCAGUACACAGAGUACCAGCAGUUGGAGGGUUGGCGGUGGAGCCGGCCCGGGGACCGCAUCUUAGACAUUGAUAUUCCACUGUCUGUUGGUAUCUUGGACCCCAGGGCCAGCCCAACCCAACUGAAUGCUGUAGAGUUUUUGUGGGAUCCUGCAAAGAGAGCAUCUGCAUUCAUCCAGGUGCACUGUAUCAGCACGGAAUUCACCCCCAGGAAGCACGGGGGUGAGAAAGGAGUGCCUUUUCGGGUGCAGAUUGACACGUUUAAGCAGAACGAGAAUGGAGAAUACACAGAGCAUCUACAUUCUGCCAGCUGCCAGAUCAAGGUGUUCAAGCCCAAGGGAGCUGAUCGGAAACAGAAGACUGACCGGGAAAAGAUGGAAAAAAGGACAGCUCAGGAGAAGGAGAAGUACCAGCCAUCCUAUGAAACCACCAUCCUCACUGAGUGUUCUCCAUGGCCUGAUGUACCAUACCAGGCCAACAGUACUCCAUCCCCAAGCUACAACGGCUCUCCUAGCAGCUUUGGCCUCCGUGAAGGUAACAGCUCACCUAAUCACCCGGUGGAGCCCUUACCGCUGGGCAGCGAUCACCUGCUCCCAUCAGCCUCUAUCCAGGAUGCCCAGCAGUGGCUGCACCGCAACCGCUUCUCACAGUUCUGCUGGCUCUUCGCCAGCUUCUCGGGUGCUGACCUGCUGAAGAUGUCCAGAGAUGAUUUGGUCCAGGUCUGUGGCCCCGCAGAUGGGAUUCGGCUCUUUAAUGCCAUCAAGGGCAGGAAUGUGAGGCCAAAGAUGACCAUCUAUGUCUGUCAGGAGCUGGAGCAGAACCAACUACCCCUGCCACAGAAGCACGAUGAAAAUGGGGACAAUAGCCUGUGUGUAUACCAUGCUAUCUUCCUGGAAGAACUAACUACCCUGGAGCUGACUGAGAAGAUUGCCAGCCUGUACAGCAUCCCCCCACAGCACAUCCACCGGGUCUAUCGACAGGGUCCUGCUGGCAUCCACGUGGUGGUAAGCAAUGAGAUGGUUCAGAAUUUCCAAGAUGAGUCUUGUUUUAUCCUCAGCACGUUAAAAGCAGAAAGCAAUGAUGGCUACCACAUCAUCCUCAAGUGUGGACUCUGAGCAGGAGCACUGUGCCUGUCCCCGCCCCGUGGACCCCUGGCUGUAAAAGGCGCAUUGCUGUCAGCCGAUGCCUCACCUGCAAGCUCAGACUAGGAGGGACUCCGCCCACACCAGGAAAGCUACAGACAGUCGUGGACACAACGUCUGGUGUACAGAAAGCCAGUGGUUCCCUCUUCUUUCUUGCUGGCCUUUAGCUUUUUAACAGUUUCUUGUUCUGUUUCCAGGCAGACAGUGGGGAUGUGGAUCUCUUAAACCCUGAGCCCCACGGUUGGAGGCUCCCUCUGAUGUAUGGGUCCUUCCUGACUACUCUUACCUCACCCUGUUUCAGCACCUCUUUCUUGAGUCAUUGGCUUCAUGGCUGGCUCUGUCAUCCUCACAGGGACAGCACGCACAGCUCUCCUCCUAAUACUGACUUCCCUUCUCAGGACCCUGGUAGCCACACCUCUCCUGUCCUUGGAUGAAUUGAUAGGACGGGGGCUAUUUAUUUUGUGCCUUCCACUUCUCUCUCAGUUGCCUUGUCUCUAAGGAUCUGCCACAUUCAAGCCCAGAGUCUGCAUUGACACAGUAGAUGGUAUGGUGUACCUUUGUGACCUCUCUUGGUCAUUGUGUUAGCUCCUUCCCUGUUGUUGUGAUAAGAUACUCUGGCAAAGGCAACUUGAUGAACAAAGGGCUUGGUUUGGCUUAGAGUUUCGUAAGGAUCAACUACAGCGGUGAGGAAGAUACCAAACAGAACUGUAGUUGAUCUCAUUUUCAUACACAUAAGAAGCACAGAGAAAGAGCAAGAACAGGAAAUGGUACAAGCCCUCAAGGCCCACCAUCCUCAGUGACAUAUACUUCCUCCAACAAGAUCGUAUCCUCUAAAGUCCCAUAACAUCUGCAGACAACACCCCCAAUUGGGACCACAUGUUCAAGAGCCUAUGGGACCCGUUUCUCAUUCAAGCCACACAUUUUGCCUGUGUGACUUCUCACAGUUGCUAGUUAAGAUGACAAGUGUCUUCCUCACCAGCGAAGAGAGGUGAGAACAGAGUGAUUGUUCUUGGACUACUACUGUGUGGUCUUAUUUCUUUCCUAUUGAGUAAAGAGUACUAAGAGGUGAAGAUUCCAUUAUCCAGUGGUCUUGACCGUCCAUUCUAGACCAUCUGGGUCAGGGUAUGUCUCAGUAGAUCCCUUGCCUGGCAAGUAUGAGGCACUGGGCAGCAUCCCAGUACUACAGCCGGACAGACUUACUGAACUCCCUUUUUCAGACAACCUCAGCUAACCACUGCUAUUUCUUUGCCAAGUGGCCCGGGGGUAGUGUGUUUUCUUCAGUGCUGGUUUAAGAGUCUAUGUUUUUCUAACUGUAGGUAUAUAGAUAGGGUUCUUUGUCUCUGAUGGAAUGGUUGAAUCAAUCACCUUUCUUAACUCUGGGGGAAUUGCAGGAUCAAUAACUAUGGUAGACUUAAGAAUUCAUCUUCAUGUUGUCAAGGAUCUAUGCCUGCCCAAAGCUUCAACUAACUCUUUCCUGAUUCAAGUCUCCUUGAGCCAUGGUGAGUUACUUCUACGCCCAAAGGUUUGCCAAAGGUUUUGGCAAAUAUUAUUUUACAGGCAGAGAAGCUACUCUCACAGCAAAGCUGGGCUCUCAGUCCCUUGUCUUGUGGCACAUGUGGGUGGGGUUGCAGCUUUAUUGAGAUGUUGGGACUGUGAAUACAUUAGUACAGACUUCUGUGUGGACAGGGCUUCAUUUUGGGAAUGUGCCUAGUAGAAUGGACUGCUCCUAAGGUAAAUUCUCUUUGAGGAACCGCCCUAUGUUUCCCACAGAGCUACACCUAUCUGCAUUACCACCAACAAUGGAGGAUGGUUCUAGUUUCUCUGCCUCCUCCUCAACACUUGCUGUGAUAUCUCGUUCUUGCUUGCUUGCCUGUCCUCCCUCCCUCCCUCCCUCCCUCUCCCUCUUCUUCGUCUCUCCCUUCCGUGUAGUCCAGCCUGACCUCAAAGUCACUAAGUAGAAGAGGAUAAUUGAACUUCUGAUCCUCCUGCCUUUGCUUCCCAAGUGCUAAGAAUAUAGAAAAGUAUCUCCACACUGAAUUUGUGCAGUGCUGGAGCAGAAUCCAGGGCUCCGUGCGGGUAGGUAAGAGCUCUCUCAGCAGCUGAGCCACCUCCCGACUGUUGACUUCUCUUUAUUACAGUAUCCUGCAGGUUUCAGGCAUCUCUCUGGCUAACGAUGCUCAAUGUGUCUUCACGUUGGUUGGCCAUUUGUGUAUCUUUGGGAGGAUGUCUGGUCAGGUCCUUGGCCCAUUUUUAAGUCUUGUCACUGAACUGUAUGGGUUAUUGGUAAAUUCUAGAUGCAAAUCCUUCAUCAUCUUUUCUCCAUUCUGCUCCAUUCUGUAGGCUAUUUUCACCCUCUUAAUGGCUGACAUCCUUUGGGGUGUACAAGUUUAUACAUUGGUUGCACUUGUGUGAAUCAGUACUCCCAGUACUCAACUGAGGCUCCCAAGGCCAGUCCAGACCAGUAAGACCCAGUCUCAGAAAUAAUUGUCAUAAUUAUUAUUUUAAUUUGUAUGAUGCCUGAGUUACCUUCUAUUGCUUGUGUUUUUGAUAUGGCUGUUAAGAAACCAUGACCUAAUGCAAACUCAGGAACAUCUCUAUUUUCUUCUUAGAAAUGUUUAUUUUUAUUUUAUGUGCAUUGGUAUUUUGCACAUUGGUGUGUGUGUGUAUGUGUGUGUGUGUUUGUGUGUAUAAAUACACACAGCCCCCUGAGAGGGUGUUACAUCCUCUGGAACUGGGGUUACAGGCAGGUGUGAGCUGCUAUGUGGGUGCUGGGAAUUGAACCUUGGUCCUCUGGAAGAGCAGCCAGUGCUCCUAACUACUGAACCAUCAUUCCUCUCCCCUUUACAACUUGAUUAAAGUUUUAGUUGUUACAAUGAGUCCUGCUCCAAUCUGAGUUAGUUUUACAUAUAUGAUAUGUAGUGGGAUAGUCUACUUUUAUCCUUUUACAUGUGAGUAUCUGCUUAUUUCUACCCCUAAUUACUGAAAGGACUGGAGCGUCGUCUGUAGGCAGUCUUUUGCUGGAGACCUCUGGUUCCUGGAUCUCUGUGAGCACGGUAGGACUAUCACCGAUCUCUUGUUCCUUUUACCUUCUCAGUCUGCAUUUGGGUCUACUGCUCUUACAAUUGCCUCCCUCUCUCCCCCUGUGUUCUCUCUUCAGCAGAACUAGGUGAUACCCCUCUGUUCUGCCAUUUUCCCUGACACUAACAUGUCCUAGUUCUAGAGGAAGGUCAUGACCAAGGUUUCCAUCCUUGGAUAGAGAGUCAACCAAGUCACUUAGAAUAAUUAGCUCAAGGCGAGGCACUGGGAGAAACAGGACUAGACUUUGGGCCUCCGACUUUCAGCCCGUCAGGCUAUCUGUGGCCCUUGUUCCCAAGUGAUAGCCCUACAUGGGUCACAGGAAGAGAGACUAAACUGAUACCUUUUUUUCUCAUACCAAAGUGGGUCUAACUGGAGAGCCAAAGAUGGCUCACUACAGAAAGAGCCGAUGGCAUGGGACAUUCCAAGUCUUGUCUUGGGGCCUGUAUUAGUUAUUUUUCUCAUUGUUGUUGAAAAACAUCUGACAAAAACCGACUUAAGGAGUAAGGGCUUCCUUCUGACUCACAGUGUGAAGGUGCAGUCUGUCAUGGCUGGGAAGUGUUGGCAGCCAGAGCAUGAGACAGCCAGAAGCAGAGACAGAUGGAUGCAAUCUUUCUUAGCUUACCAUCUCCUUUUGUCUUAGUCAGGGUUUCUAUUCCUGACCAAGAAGCAAGUUGGGGAAGAAAGGGUUUAUUCAGCUUACUUCCACAUUGCUCUUCAUCACCAAAGGAAGUCAGGAUAGGGACUCAAGCAGAUCAGGAAGCAGGAGCUGAUCCAGAGGCCAUGGAGGGAUGUUAUUUAUUGGCUUGCUUCCUUACAGAACCCACGACUACUAGCCCAGGGGAGGCCCCACCCGCAAUGGGCUGGGCCCUCCCCCAUUGAUCACUAGUUGAGAAAAUGCCUUACAGCUGGGUCUCAUGGAAGCAUUUCCUUAACUGAGGCUCCUUUCUCUGUGAUAACUCCAGCUUGUGUCAAGUUGACACACAAAACUGCCAGGACACCUUUUAACUCUACAAAACCUCGGCCAUGAACCAUUAGGGUAGGUCUUUGCACCUCAGGUAACUGAUCUAGAAGACUUCCCAUACACUUACCUGGCAAGGAGGGAGACCAUGAUCAAGGAGGUGGUCUUUCCUGGGCAAUGCUUAUUCUUUGCACUCUGGAUGUGUUUGAGUGAGUAAAUUUGGUAGUGGGGGAAUGCAUUCUUGUUCUAUCUGAGUGAAUUAAAAGAAGAGAAAAGAAAUCCUCUUGCAGACAUAGCCAGAGGUUAGUUUCCAUGGUGAUACUAAGUCCCAUCAAGUUGGCAAUCAAGAUUAGUCAUUGUGGGGGUCUAGAAAAAGGUCAGACAUUGCCCUAGUGACUUCUUACCCAGUCUGCCUGGAGCCCCUUGAGAGCUAUUAACUGGGAAAAGGCUAGAACCCAUAAGCACGUCACCAGUUCCUAAGUCCAUUGUUGCUUCAGGGGCUGGCCCAAGUGGCUGAAGUUCUGAAAAUCAUUAACACAUGAGUGGAAGAAAGAAAGACUCUUUAGCUGUUGUCAGUGGAAAGUUGAGGUUGUUGGGGGCAAGGGGAAUUGAAUAUGGUCACUGCCUUAGGUACACUGGAGGGACAGGACCAAAAGUCAAGGGUCCCAUGCUGCAUUGUGAAUGGUCUCCCUUUAAAUACAGGGUAAGCAGUAUAAUAACCCAUCGAUAGAGUGUUUGUCUGUGUUUGAACCCCAGAACUUACCUCUAAAACAAGAAACAUUGAAUUGGAGGCCUGAGAACCUGGAAACUGUAGUCAGUGGGUGAAUCUGAGCUUCAGGAAAACUUUACCAUUGUUUCCCAUUCAUCAAAGUCAUAUGGUAGACAGGUGACCUUUGCUUGUCCUCAGUAUGCACAGUGCCACCUGUGCUGCCACAUGUCAACCCUAGUGGACACGUGCUUACCAAGCCUUCCCUGACCGCAGCUAGGUGAGUGUGUUUGUGUGUAGGUGUGAACCUCAGAGUGAUGUGCUGCUGGCUGCUAUUAUCCGAGCUAGUCUACUUGGCAGUAUAGAAUGUUCUUUUAACUUUCCUCUUCCCAGCUCCUGAAGAGUCUCUGAGUCACCCUCACCCUCACCCCCACCCCCCAGGCAUUGCUGUAAAGGGACUCUAUUUAGCCUGGGACAUCAGGCUGUACUUUCUAAGGACUGCAGGGAAGAGGUCUGUGUUCCCUUCUUUCCAAAGAGUGCCCCCUACCUUUGUAUUUGCAAACAGGAAUCAAACUCAGUGCUGUCUGUCUGGUUUUACCAUCAGUUGGUUAUUAGAGAACAUUAUCUUCAAACCUAGUUUGGGGAAUGGUAGCCGUGCCAUCAAAAAUGACACUAGAUUAUUAUAUUUUGAAUUGCUAGUGUUAAAUCAUGCAGGACUAGGGUGUGACUCAAUGGCAGAACGUUUGCCAACUGUGAGUAAGGCUCCGAGUUCUAUCCCUAGUACCAUAAAACCAGUAAUACAUUGUGGAAAGCCAGGUACGGUGGUGCAAACCUGUAAUCCCAGCACUCAGGGACAGUGCCGUGGCCGGGGAGUGAAAGCAGGGAGACUGAGUUUGAGGCUAGUCUGGGCUAUUAAGAAAAUUGUUCUCUCUUGUGCCAACAUAUAUAAUUUUACCUCUUGGUCCUUAAAUACUGAAAUAUUUACUCCCCCGCUCCUCCUUUUUUAUAUUUUUAAUGUAUUUUAUUAUCUUAUUUGGCAGUGAUAGGGAACAUCCCAGAACCCCGGGCCUCACACAUGUGAGGCAGGUGUUCUACCACUGAGCUAGCCCUUAACUCAGUCAUCUUCUCUCCAUAGGAUUAUUUAAGGCACUCUCAAGCAUUAAGGGCUAUCUUAACAACACAUUUUGCAUAAACUUAGGAGAAGUUGGUGUAUUCAGACAAGUCUGGAGAGUUCCUUGCCUUCUGGAAAGUUCUGAUCCUCACUUGGCUCCCAGGGACUAUGCCCAGCCUUUCCAUGAGAGAGUACAGAGGUCUCUUCCUCAAAUGUUCCGUUACCUGGAACCCUGCUCGGCCUUUGUCCUGGUCCCCCAUCAGGGUUUGAUAGAAGAAAGGACUUUUGUGCUGUAUUUAUGGGCUGCCGAGCUGUAGGGGGUGGCAGUGGCCUGAGCCUCCUACUAGAACCUGUCCUGGAAAGGACAGACUGAUUUCAGCAGGUGCCUUGAAGACUAAACCCCUCUUAGCUUAGAAUCUCUGGAGACUGUAGACCCCUCCCCAUAUAUGUUGUACCCUUCCUGUGUUCUUUGGACCAGAGUGUCGUGUUACCCAGAGAUCUUCAUCUCUCAUGGCUUGUCUAUCAUCCGUAGACCCCUCACAUCUGCAUCCCUUUGCAUCGGCAGCCACUCAAAACCUGCCUCUCCACUUCGACCAGCUUCUCGUUGAGUUUCCAACUCCCCCACCCCACCCUCCAAUCCCCCAGCUCAGGUUUUCUAUCUGGGGAAACCACUGAAAGUGAAUGAAAGAUUGGGUCCUUAAACUGCAGUGAGUGAACGUCCUCUUUUCCAAAUCCAAAAUUCUAUGCCUGACUGCAUGGGAGAGGUCACAUUCAAAACAUGGAUACACUACAAACAAAAUUACCCUUAGGUCAUGUGUACAACAUAUGCAGAAACAUAAGUGGAUCUGUGUUUAGAUAUAAACCCCAUCCCCAAGAUAGCUGUAUUAAGGAUGUUUGUAUUGGUAGUUCAAGAUUUCAACCCACCCAGACAGAGGCUCGUUUUAGCUAGGAUAUGCAACCUCCAGUGGACUGAACCAGGAUGAGUGUCUAGCAUCCAGUCCAGCUCCUGUCUGUUAGGUAUGUGGACAAGCUUCUUCCCACAUCUCUGCCCCGAGGCUUUGUCUCUGGGCUGACAGUACUGCUGGGGAGAGCUUAGUGGGGCUAGUAUCAGAGACAAGCAAAGGAGACUGUUUCAUGCACUGACUUAUCUCUUCCUGCUGGGUAAAGGCUUGGUUACUGUGUUCUUUCAUGCUUCGAAGUGAUUCCUGAGGUUUUCUCACACCUACCUUCUUCCUCUAGGUGGGGUAAUUCUUUUCUAAAGGUGGUAGGGGAUUUCUGGGGGUGGUCCAGAUUGGUCAAAUGUGUGUAGCAGGUCAUGGGGAAGGGGGCCAUGGAAACCCAAGUUGUCAUAAUGCCAUGUUUUUGUACCUGAAAUAAAGCAUAUUUUGCACUUGUAAAUGAGAAAUCUGUAUGUGGGCUCUGUGCUGGGUCAGAAUGCAAAUAAAACCAUUUGUACUAAACCC
This is a messenger RNA of Rattus norvegicus (Norway rat), 8869 nucleotides long. RefSeq names its product transcription factor CP2-like 1 (gene Tfcp2l1). The record is from RefSeq and is marked provisional. Gene Ontology annotation, cellular component: membrane; cytoplasm; nucleus. Gene Ontology annotation, molecular function: sequence-specific double-stranded DNA binding; RNA polymerase II cis-regulatory region sequence-specific DNA binding; DNA-binding transcription factor activity. Gene Ontology annotation, biological process: regulation of transcription by RNA polymerase II; positive regulation of transcription by RNA polymerase II. Lineage: Eukaryota; Metazoa; Chordata; Mammalia; Rodentia; Muridae.